CGCAGCGUAGUCCUCCCGGCUGUCUUGUUCCUGUUGUCUUUGCAGAAUCCAGGUUGCGUGGUAGUGCAUUCUCAGGAGGGAACGUGGCGGGUAAGAAAGAGUUGAAUGCGCUGGUUUGGGUUUGGCUUCAAUGCCUUUGCUCAAAUAUGCGUCCAGGAGAAGUCCGAUAAGGAGGAAAGCAGCAGCGCUGUAAGGGUCCCCACGCAGCUGAAGAACCAUGUGGGCAGAAGUAAAAUCAGAGCAAGUUGGAGCCGGACAGCAUCGUUGUUUUUAGAUGAGGACAGGCGUGUGCGCCUGGCUGGUUUCUCUGCAUCCAUCUCCGGCGAGCCCUUGGGUCCUGCUGUGCUGGACACCCGGGGCUGUGAAGAUGCAGUAAUCAGUGAAACGCACCUCACCCUUGCUUUCCCGGACAGGAUUGAGUCCUGGGACCUGCAGAGCAAGGAUGAGGCUCCGUCGUGGAGAACGGAGAUAGUCCAUCGGUCGCAGAGCUCAGAUGUGCAUUUGCCAUUGGUACCAGGAGGAUACGUAGCCUCUGAACCCCCCAUUUUCCGCCCCUUGCCUUCUCACCUCCAAGCCAAGAGCCUGGCACUGGGUGGAGGACAUGCCAUCCUUCUGACUGCUGCUGGAGCUGUUUAUACCUGGGGCCAGGGCAGCCACGGUCAGCUGGGGCAUGGAGGACUCAUCCCUGAGGAGGAGCCCAGGACAGUGGAGGCUCUGUGGGGGAUGUCUAUGAGGUCUGUGGCGGCAGGAGGUUGGCACUCUGUCUGCAUUGGUGAUGGGGGUGACCUCUAUGUGUGGGGCUGGAAUGAAAGCGGCCAACUUGGACUUCCAUCAAGAGGUCUGAGGAAGACCUCCCAGCAGAAAAGUGACCAGCAAGCAGGAGGACUAUGCGGCAGUGUCGGCACAUGUCCUGCUGAAGACCCACACGAGGAAGUGUUCAUCUCAAUCCAGGCAUUCCCAGCUCUGGUCGAUGUCAGUCCGACGUGUGAGAUCAGGACGGUCAGCUGUGGCUCUCGGCACACAGCUGCAGUAACAACAACGGGCUGUCUUUACACUUGGGGAUGGGGAGAAUACGGCCAACUUGGACACCAAACACCUGCCAGUUUAGACGAGCCUCAGUGUGUGGAGUUUUUCAGGAAUGAGAACCUGCAUGUUGUCGAUGUGGUUUGCGGGCCGUGGAAUACGUUUGCUGCAGCCGUCGAGAAGGAAGUACUGGAUCUGAAAAAUGUCCCAGAAUCACCCCUGUGACCACUUACAUUGGACUUUGGACUGCCUGCCAGGAAAUAUCAGCAAAUACCUUAACGUUUAUGAUUAAAUAUGUUUUGUAAUGUUUGUUCAUAUGAUAAAGGAAGCGUUUGUGACCAAA
This is a messenger RNA of Fundulus heteroclitus (mummichog), 1366 nucleotides long. RefSeq names its product RCC1 domain-containing protein 1. The transcript has 8 exons. NCBI's taxonomy places the organism in Eukaryota, Metazoa, Chordata, Actinopteri, Cyprinodontiformes, Fundulidae. The record is from RefSeq and is a predicted model, not a curated record. The coding region runs from base 106 to 1248 and encodes 380 amino acids.